Messenger RNA from Oreochromis niloticus (Nile tilapia), 1869 nucleotides. It is a transcript of the gene prpf4, whose product is annotated as pre-mRNA splicing tri-snRNP complex factor PRPF4. Gene Ontology annotation, molecular function: U4 snRNA binding; protein binding; U6 snRNA binding. Gene Ontology annotation, cellular component: U4/U6 x U5 tri-snRNP complex. The coding region runs from base 222 to 1754 and encodes 510 amino acids. Gene Ontology annotation, biological process: mRNA splicing, via spliceosome. The record is from RefSeq and is a predicted model, not a curated record. The transcript has 16 exons. Lineage: Eukaryota; Metazoa; Chordata; Actinopteri; Cichliformes; Cichlidae.
AUGGAUUUCACAGAAGCUAAGCUAAACUAAACUAAACUAAGCUAAGCUAAGCUAAGCUGCGCUAAAGUGAAGUCGCAGUGACGUUACAGUGACCGGUAACGGACAGUCCUCGCGGAUACCCUCAGUGUGAACAGUGUGCAACCUCUGAGCCGGAGACACUUCAGAACUUCCGGGUCACGAAGCUCCGCGUAGGCGCGUCGUUCGUUUCCUCCGAAGUCAAUAUGUCCGAUGAGGAGGAUGUGGCUCCGGCCGUGAAGAAGAGCAGAGUUUUCUAUGGAAGCCUGGAGGAGAAAGAGCGGGAGCGUCUGAGCGCUAAUGUGGCAAGCAGCACAGCAACAGGAAGCGAUGCAGUCAGGGCGGGAAUUGAGGCGGGAAACAUCAACAUCUCAUCAGGGGAGACUCUGGAGAUUGAAGAGCGGGUCAGUGAGCGGCAGCAGGAAGCGCUUGCUGAGUUUGAGCGACGGCGACGAGCCCGACAGAUCACCGUGUCCACUGAUGACGCUGAGGUGAAAGCUGGCCUCCGUGCGCUCGGGGAGCCAAUCACGUUGUUUGGAGAGGGACCAGCUGACCGCCGCGAAAGGCUGCGCAGCGUGCUGUCCGUGGUCGGUCCAGAUGCUCUGAAGAAAUCCAGGAAGGACGAAGAGCGAGCGAAGAGGUCGCAGGAUGAGUGCCAGCAGACAUGGUACCACGAAGGCUCCCCCUCCCUAAAGGAUGCUCGGCUCUGGUUGGCCAGAUAUUCUCUUCCCCGAGCAAUGAGGCGCCUGGAGGCUGCACGCGCUCAGAAGGAAGUUACCGAGGCAACCAAAACAAUCCGACAACAAGAGCUGCACAAGAGCCUGAGGAAUCUGAACAACUUCUGCAGUCAGAUUGGGGACGAUCGACCAAUCAGCUUCUGUCACUUCAGCCCCGAUUCCAAAAUGCUGGCUACAGCCUCCUGGAGCGGUCUGUGUAAGCUAUGGUCCGUCCCCGACUGCAACCUGAUUCGGACACUCCGAGGUCACAACACCAAUGUGGGCGCCGUCGUCUUCCGCCCCCAGGCCGGAGUUUCUCUUAGCCAAUCAGAUGUCAGCUUGGCCUCGUGUGCCGCUGACGGCACAGUGAAGCUGUGGAACCUGGAAAGUGAUGAGCCAGUGGCAGACAUUGAAGGUCACAGCGAGCGAGUUUCUCGGGUGUCUUGGCAUCCAUCAGGACGGUUCCUGGGAACAACCUGCUACGAUUACUCGUGGCGUCUCUGGGAUCUGGAGGUUCAGGAGGAAAUCCUCCAUCAGGAAGGUCACAGCAAAGGUGUCCACGACCUGACCUUUCACCCUGAUGGUUCUCUGGCUGCUACAGGAGGCCUGGAUGCGUUUGGCAGGGUGUGGGACCUCCGGACGGGACGCUGCGUGGUGUUCCUCGAGGGUCACCUGAAGGAGAUCUACAGCCUGCACUUUUCCCCCAACGGGUAUCAUCUGGCAACAGGAAGUGGAGACAACACCUGUAAGGUCUGGGAGCUGAGAAACCGGAAGUGUCUUUACACAGUCCCCGCCCACCAGAACCUGCUGUCUGCUGUCCGCUUUCAACCUACAGACGGGCACUUCCUUUUAACGGGUGCGUACGACAACACGGCGAAGGUCUGGAGUCAUCCGGGUUGGAUGCCGCUGAAGACACUUGCCGGGCACGAGGGCAAGGUGAUGGGCGUCGACAUGUCACCUGAUGGGAAACUCAUCGCCACCUGUUCCUACGAUCGGACCUUCAAACUGUGGCUGUCGGAGUGAUGUCAUUAGUGAAAUUAUGAGUUAUAUCAUCCUGACAGUAAUCUACUGUUUUAUUUUUCAGUAAAAUAUUUUGUUUUCAGUUUUUGGAAUUAAAAAAAAAAAGUCAUUUUAAAAA